Messenger RNA from Schistocerca serialis cubense, 540 nucleotides. RefSeq lists its product as uncharacterized. Bases 1 to 540 code for a protein of 179 amino acids. The transcript has a single exon. The record is from RefSeq and is a predicted model, not a curated record. NCBI's taxonomy places the organism in Eukaryota, Metazoa, Arthropoda, Insecta, Orthoptera, Acrididae.
AUGAGCACGAGGAACAGUAAAGCAUGUGACCCAGACGACAUCUAUAGCGAGCACCUGAAAACUGCGUUCCCUGUACUAGCGAUUCCCCUCACAGCACUCCUGAAUGAGUGCCUGAAACGAGAAAUUGUACCAGAUCAGUGGAAACAUUCAAACGUGACAAUACUGAGCAUGGGAAAAGGUAACAAGGCUGGCACAAACUCGUAUAGAAGCAUUGUACUACGGAACACUCUUUUCAAGACCUUUACAACACUACUGUGCAAGCGUCUUAGAGAUAUCAUCGAUGAGAAACUCCCGGAUUCACAGUUUGGUUUCAGAUGUGGAAGAUCAACGGCACAAGCUGUACACUGUCUCCAAACCUAUAUAGAAAUGGCCCUAGUGAACCGAUGGGGAAAGCUUCAUGCAAUUUUCGUAGACUUCAGCAAGUCGUUCGACACAAUCAGUAGAUCCAUUCCAGUGAAGAAACUGGAAACCUCCUUAGUUCCAAGACAUUACCUGUUGCCAGUCGUUAGAGACCUCCAUUUCUUUUUUACGGACUGUUGA